Molecule: messenger RNA, 4765 nt
Organism: Paramuricea clavata
Lineage: Eukaryota; Metazoa; Cnidaria; Anthozoa; Malacalcyonacea; Plexauridae
Source: the annotation of a GenBank genome assembly
UUCAGUGUUUGAAACCAGCACUUACCAGGGCCUUCGCCCUCAGCAGGAGGCCCUGGGUACGAGGUUGGGCUCUGCACUCUGAGGACAAGGUUCCUCACUCUGAGGACAAGGUUCCUCACUCUCAGGACAAGGUUCCUCACUCUGGGGACAAGAUUCCUUACUCUGAAGAUAAGGUUCGUCACACUGAGGACAAGGUUCUUCACUCUGAGGACAAGGUUCCUCACACUGAGGACAAGGUUCCUCAUUUUGAGGACAAGGUACUUCACUCUGAAGACAAGUUUCUUCACACAGAGGACAAGGUUCUUCACACUGAGAACAAGGUUCUUCACUCCGAGGACAAGGUUCCUCAUUUUGAGGACAAGGUUUUCCACUCUGAGGACAAGGUUCUUCACUCUGUGGAUAAGGUUCUUCACUCUGAGGCCAAGGUACUUCACCCUGAGGACAAGGGUCUUCACUUUGAGGACAAGGUUCUUCACCGUGAGGACAAGGUUCUUCACUCUGAGGACAAGGUUCCUCAUUUUGAUGACAAGGUACUUCACUCUGAAGACAAGUUUCUUCACACAGAGGACAAGGAUCUUCACAAUGACAACAAGGUUCUUCACUCCGAGGACAAGGUUUCUCACUUUGAGGACAAGGUUUUCCACUCUGAGGACAAGGUUCUUCACUCUGUGGAUAAGGUUCUUCACUCUGAGGCAAAGGUUCUUCACCCUGAGGACAAGGUUCUUCACUUUGAGGACAAGGUUCUUAACCCUGAGGACAAGGUUCUUCACCCUGAGGACAAGGUUCUACAAUCUAAGGACAAGGUUCUUCACUCUGAGGACAAGGUUCUUCACCCUGAGGAGAAGGUUCUUCACUCUGAGGACAAGGUUCUUCACUCUGAGGAUAAGGUUCCUCACACUGGGGACAAGGUUCCUCGAUUUGAGGGCAAGGUUCUCCACUCUGAGUACAAGGUUCUCACUCUGACGACAAGGUUCUUCACUCUGAGGACAAGUUCCUUCGCUCUCAGGAGAAGGUUCUUCGCUCUGAGGACAAGGUUCCUAACACUGAGGACAAGGUUCUGCACUCUGAGGAAAAGGUUCCUCACUCUGAGGACAAGGUUCCUCACUCUGAGGACAAGGUUCUUCUCUCUGAGGACAAGGUUCCUCACACUGAGAGCAAGUUUCUUCACUCCGACGACAAGGUGCCUCACUCUGAGGACAAGUUUCUUCACUCCGAGGACGAGAUUCUUCAUUCUGAGGACAAGUUUCUUCACUCUGAGGACAAGUUCCUUCAAUCUGAGGACAAGGUUCUUCUCUCUGAGGACAAGGUUCUUCACUAUGAGGACAAGGUUCCUCAUUUUGAGGACAAGGUUUUCCACUCUGAGGACAAGGUUCUUCGCUCUGUGGAUAAGGUUCUUCACUCUGAGGCCAAGGUACUUCACUCUGAGGACAAGGUUCUUCACUUUGAGGACAAGGUUCUUCACCGUGAGGACAAGGUUCUUCACUCUGAGGACAAGGUUCCUCAUUUUGAGGACAAGGUACUUCACUCUGAAGACAAGUUUCUUCACACAGAGGACAAGGUUCUUCACACUGAGAACAAGGUUCUUCACUCCGAGGACAAGGUUCCUCACUUUGAGGACAAGGUUUUCCACUCUGAGGACAAGGUUCUUCACUCUGAGGACAAGGUUCUUCACUCUGAGCACAAGGUUCUUCACUCUCAGGACAAGGUUCCUCACUUUGAGGCAAGGAUCCUCGCACUGAGGACAAACUUGCUGACACUGAGAAAAAGGUUCCUCAGUCUGAGGACAUGGUUCUUCACUCUGAGGACAAAAUUCUUCACUCUGCGGAAAAACGUUCCUCACUCUGAGGACAAUUUCUUCACUCUGAGAACAAGGUUCUUCACUCUCAGGACAAGGUUCUUCACACUGAGGACAAGGUUCUUCACUCUAAAGAGAGGGUUCUUCACUCGGAGGACAAGAUUCUUCACUCUGAGGAUAAGGUUCCUCACACUGGGAACAAGGUUCCUCGAUUUGAGGACAAGGUUCUCCACUCUGAGUACAAGGUUCUUCACUCUGAGGAUAAGGUUCUUCACUCUGAGGACAAGGUUCUUCACCCUAAGGGCAAGGUUGUUCACUCUGAAAACAAGGUUCUUCACUCUGAGGACUAGAUUCUUCACUCUGAGGACAAGGUUCUUCACUCUGAGGACAAGAUUCUUCACUCUGAGGACGAGGUUCUAUACUCUGAGGACAAGGUUCUUCAGUCUGAGGACAAGGUUCUUCACUCUGAGGACUAGCUAGGGUCUUCACUCUGAAGACAAGGUUCUUUACUCUGAGGACAAGGUUUUUCACUGUGAGGACAAGGUUCCUCACACUGAGGACAAAGAUUCUGACACUGAGAACUAGGUUCUCCACUCUGAGGACAAGGUUCUUCACACUGACGACAAGGUUCCUCACUCUGAGGACAAGUUCGUUCGCUCUCAUGAGAAGGUUCUUCGCUCUGAGGACAAGGUUCCUAACACUGAGGACAAGGUUCUGCACUCUGAGGAAAAGGUUCCUCACUCUGAGGACAAGGUUCCUCACUCUGAGGACAAGGUACUUCACUCUGAGGACAAGGUUCUUCUCUCUGAGGACAAGGUUCCUCACACUGAGAGCAAGUUUCUUCACUCCGAGGACAAGGUGCCUCACCCUGACGACAAGUUUCUUCACUCCGAGGACGAGAUUCUUCAUUCUGAGGACAAGUUUCUUCACUCUGAGGACAAGGUUCUUCUCUCUGAGGACAAGGUUCUUCACUAUGAGGACAAGGUACGUUCCUCACUGUGAGGACAAGAUUCCUCACACUGAGGACAAAUUUGCUGCCACUGAGGACAAGGUUCCUCAGUCUGAAAACAAAAUUCUUCAGUCUGAGGACAAGGUCCUUAACUCCGAGGAAAGAGUUCCUCACACUGAGGACAAGGUUCUUCACUAUGAGGACAAGUUUCCUCACUCGUAGGACAAGGUUCCUUACUCUGAGGACACUUUGAGGACAAGGUUCUUCACACUGAGGACAAAGUUGCUAACUCUCAGGGGAAGGUUCUCCACUCUGAAGACAAGGUUCUUCACUCUGAGAAUAAGGUUCUUCAUUCUGAGGACAAGAUUCUUCACUCUGAGAACAAGGUCCUUCACUCUGAGGACAAUGUUCCUCAAUAUGAGGACAAGGUUCCUCAAACUGAGGACAAAUUUGCUGACACUGAGGACAAAGUCCCUCACAUUGAGGACAAGGUACUUCACUCUGAGGACAAGGGUCCUCACUCUGAAGACAAGGUUCCUCACACUGAGGACAAGGUUCUUCUCUCUGAGGACAAGGUUCCUCACUCGUAGGACAAGGUUCCUCACUCUGAGACAAGGUUCUUCACUCUGAGGACAAGUUUCUUCACUCUGAGGACGAGGUUCCUCACAUUGAGGGCAAGGUUCUUCACUCCGAGGACAAGGUGCCUCACUCUGAGACAAGGUUCUUCACUCUGAGGACAAGUUUCUUCACUCUGAGGACGAGGUUCCUCACAUUGAGGGCAAGGUUCUUCACUCCGAGGACAAGGUGCCUCACUCUGAGGACAAGGUUCUUCACUCUGAGGACGAGGUUCUUCACUCUGAGGACAAGUUUCUUCACUCUGAGGACUAGGUUCUUCACUCUGAGGACCAGGUUCUUCACUCUGAGGACAAGUUUCUUCACUCUGAGGACGAGGUUCCUCACACUGAGGACAAGGUUUUGCGCUCUGAGGACAAGGUUCCUAACACUGAGAAUAAGGUUCUUCACUCUGAGGACAAGGUUCGUCACACUGAAGACAAGGUUCCUCACUUUGAGGACAAGGUUCUUCACUCUGAAGAUAAGGUUCUUCACUCAGAUGAGAAGGUUCUUCAAACUGAGGACAAGGUUCUUCACUCCGUGGAGCAGGUGCCUCACUCUGAGGACAAGGUUCCUCACUCUGAGGACAUGUUUCUUCACUCUGAUGACCAGGUCCUCCACUCUGAGGACAAGCUGCUGCACGCUGAGGACUAGGUUCCUCACACUGAGGACAAGCUUCCUCACUUUGAGGACAAGGUUCUUCACUCUGAAGACAAAGUUCUUCACUCUCAAGACAAGGUUUUUCACUCCGAGGACAAGGCUCCUCACACUGAGGACAAGGUUCCUCACUUUGAGGACAAGGUCCUCCACUCUGAGGACAAGGUUCUUCACUCUGACGACAAGAUUCUUCACUCUGAGGACUAGGUUCGUCACUCUGAGGACAAGGUUCUUAAUUCCGAGGAAAAGGUUCUUCACUCUGAGAACAAGAUUCCUCACUUUGAUGACAAGGUUCGUCACUCUGAGGACAAGUUCUUCACUCUGAGGACAAGGUUCUUCACUCUGAGGACAAGGUUUUUCACUCUGAGGACAAGGUUCUUCAUACCGAGGACAAGGUUCCUGACUCUGAGGACAAGGUUCUUCACCCUGAGGAGAAGGUUCUUCACUCUGAGGACAAGGUUCUUCACUCUGAGGACAAGGUUCCUCACACUGAGAGCAAGUUUCUUCACUCCGACGACAAGGUGCCUCACUCUGAGGACAAGUUUCUUCACUCCGAGGACGAGAUUCUUCAUUCUGAGGACAAGUUUCUUCACUCUGAGGACAAGUUCCUUCAAUCUGAGGACAAGGUUCUUCUCUCUGAGGACAAGGUUCUUCACUAUGAGGACGAGGUUCCUCAUUUUGAGGACAAGGUUUUCCACUCUGAGGACAAGGUUCUUCGCUCUGUGGAUAAGGUUCUUCACUCUGAGGCCAAG